AAUACCACAAAUAAACAACGAUCGAAAAUAUGGUAUAAACAAUAGACAAUAUAGUAUACAUGCACAAGAAACUUCUCAUCUAAUUCAUUGUUCGAGUUUUCGUAACUCGUCCGGCAUAGUUCGAGAAGAGGGAAUAAAAGGGCACAGAGUGUUGUUCUGUAUGUUGUUGUUUUUUUUAAUCAAAUCCGCAUGAUUCAUAAGAUUUCGUGAAGAACUAGCGUGAACGCGAGUGAUUUUGUUUGUUUGUUAGAAAAAUUCAAAUUAAAUUCAAUUAAAACAUCGUAACAAACUAGAUUUGCCACUUACAUUCAAAAACGAGAAAAGAACAAGUGAAUAAAGUCUUGUGAGAAUUGAACCAAAAAAAUCAAUCAAAAUGUCACGUCAAAGUAACUCAAACGGUGGACAAAAUAACAAUGAAGUCGAUGAAUUGUUCGAAGUAAAAACGUAUUUCUACAUUGGUGCCUAUCAACAAUGUCUCAAUGAAAUUAACAAAUUACGUGGUGGUAGCAAUCUGAAGAAGGAUUGUUUCAUGUAUCGUGCUUACAUUGCUCAACACAAAUAUCGUGUUGUUUUGGAUGGCAUCACCGAUAAUGCAUCAACGCCAAAUGGAUUGAAAGGCAUUCGUAAGGUUGCCGAAUACUUUAAUUCAAUAAGUUCAACCGAUAAACGAAGCGCAAUAGUUAAGUACUUUGAUGAGAAUAGAUCGUUUGGUACUGUAGAAGAUGAUAAUGCUGAUGAAGAUACCAUUUAUUCGUCGAUAAUCUGGUGUUUAUCAGCUGCAACCGUCUAUUACAAUGAACAACUCUAUGAAAAUGCAUUGAGCGUUGUACACACGGCCAUUCAAACAUCACCCGAUUUAGAAUGUUUUGCCGUCCAAUUGCAGAAUCAUUUGAAAAUCAAUCGUUUAGAUUUGGCCAGAGGUACGUUGGCAAAAAUGCAAGAAAAAGAUGAUGAUGCCACUUUGACGCAACUUGCAACCGCCUGGAUUCAUAUUGAACAAGGUGGCGAAAAAUUACAAGAUGCAUACUAUAUAUUUCAAGAUUUUUGUGAUAAAUUCGUACCAACCAGUUUACUAUUGAAUGGACAGGCCGUUUGUUUUAUUGCACAAGAGAAAUAUGAGGAAGCCGAUGCAGCAUUACGAAAUAGUCUUGAUAAAGAUCCAAAUAAUUUGGACACAUUCAUUAAUUUGAUUGCGCUGGCACAGCACUAUAAUGUUUCCGGUAAAUCAUCAGAGGAUGUUAUCAAUCGAUACUUAUCGCAAAUCAAGGAUUUACAUCCAUAUUGUCAACUGGUCGUCGAUUUGGAGCGAAAAGAACAGGAAUUUCAACGUUUGUGCGUCAGAUAUGCGCCAAACAAUGAACUUAAUGCAUAGAUUCCUUUUUUUAGAAAUAGAAAAUUCCAUUUGUUACAAUAUGUUGCUUUCAUAAACCAAAACAAUAUAUAAUAACCAUUAAAUUUAUAAAUAAAUGCAAAAGU
Messenger RNA from Contarinia nasturtii (swede midge), 1476 nucleotides. RefSeq names its product coatomer subunit epsilon (gene epsilonCOP). The coding region runs from base 374 to 1372 and encodes 332 amino acids. Gene Ontology annotation, biological process: endoplasmic reticulum to Golgi vesicle-mediated transport; retrograde vesicle-mediated transport, Golgi to endoplasmic reticulum; intra-Golgi vesicle-mediated transport. The transcript is spliced from 4 exons. Gene Ontology annotation, molecular function: protein binding; structural molecule activity. NCBI's taxonomy places the organism in Eukaryota, Metazoa, Arthropoda, Insecta, Diptera, Cecidomyiidae. Gene Ontology annotation, cellular component: COPI vesicle coat. The record is from RefSeq and is a predicted model, not a curated record.